CGGCCCCCAUUUCUCUGCCAUGCAACCCUGAUGGAUCCCAACACUUUCCCCCACCUCCAACUCUGGUGUCCUCGUCCUUUCGGUACCUACACCCAAAACAAACCAUGUCCCGUCCCCGUCCCUACCCUCAAACCAUGUCGACCCCCCGAAGACCCCCCGGAUCCCAUCGGACCCUCGGAGAACACCCCCCAUCUCUCCCCAAUGCACCGACAGAAGAAGGUCGGGUGUUAUUAGACACGUGGUACGUCAUCAAACCGGGCAACACCAAAGAGAAAGUAGCGUUUUUUGUUGCCCAUCAAUGGGGUGGAAGCUCAGGAAACAGAGCAAAUGCCAUGAAAAUAAAAGGAAAUUGGGGCAGCGAAAGUUCCAAAGCCAAAAGACGCCGGCGUUGCCACCAGCCCGGUAAAAUCCAUCAACAUGAAAUUGGUGACGGUGUUGAUAACCCGGAUCCUUUAUCCGUAGCCGAAAUGGUUGCGUUGGUUGAACAAAGGGCCGCGUUGGCUGUACAGAGUUUAAUAGAAGUAAAUGGAGAUGCCAAAACGCCGCCGGUAACGUCGGGCGGUGCCGAUUGUAACCGCGUUGCCGAAGCCGUGGCACAAUUCGAAUCGAGGCAAAGAGCCGGUGGGAGACACAACGGGUUGUGUCAACCCAAUGGGGACCCGAUGAAUAACACCACGGCUACAACCACGGCUACGGCGACGCCGGGUGAGGUCCGGAUCGCGUUCCGUAUCUCUAGUGCUAGAGAUGGACGUGCCGGCACCGGAUCCGGUGAAGGAACCAGCGCCGGCGGUCGACCCGGUUGUAUGUAUAUGGGUGGAAGCGGCGGUACCCGAUCGAAAGAUAAAAUCACUUGUGAUUUAUAUCAACUCAUCAGCCCAUCCCGCGAUCAACUACCCACCAACGUUGAGUUCUUGUUGGCCAACGCUACGCCCGACGGCGGCGCCGACUCUACCGCGUCCUGCGGCGAAGGGGAAACGGGCAGCAAUAAAACUGAUGGGGCUGAAGGGGUGGGAGGAGGGGGAGAAUCCACUACGACAAGGGACUGUGUAUCGGGGUUUCACGUCGACGUGGUCGUGACCGGAGUGGUGGAUCAAUGCGUUUUCUUUGGCAAAGACAGCGCUAAGAAGGUGAAGGAGGAGACGGUGAGGUUGGCGGCGCCGCAAGAGGAACCUCCACCUCCUGGGCAGCUGUUUCUCCUUCCUGGUGCUGAGGAUACGAAGCCAAAUGGGUCUGGGUUGGAGGUAAAGGAUGAAGCGUCGUCUACUAACACCAACGACCCGUCGUUGUGUCGUCUAUACCGACACGUGUCGCAUGAUUUCUUAGAGAUCCGCUUCAAGAUCCAGCGGCUGCUGGAACCGAGGCAAUAUAUGUUGUUAUUACCAGAACACGUGAUGGUAAAGAUCUUCAGUUACCUCCCAACUCAAACUUUGGCCGCUUUGAAAUGUUCCUGCCAUUACUUCAAAUCCAUCAUCGAAACCUUCGGGGUUCAAGCCACCGACUCGCGUUGGAACCGCGACCCCCUUUACCGAGAAGACCCCUGCAAGCAAUGCAAGAAGAAGUACGUGAAGGGGGACGUGUCGCUGUGCCGCUGGCACCCCAAACCCUACCACCACGACCUGCCUUAUGGCCGCUCCUAUUGGAUGUGUUGCCGGCGGCCGGAUAAGGAAGCGCCCGGUUGUCGUGUGGGGUUGCAUGAUAAUAACUGGGUGCACCCGGCGGCGCGGCGCGAUGAGGGAAGGUGAAGGGACGUGGUGGGAGAGGAUUUAACUACAGAUUGCAAAGGGG
Coturnix japonica (Japanese quail) is the source of this 1785-nucleotide messenger RNA. NCBI's taxonomy places the organism in Eukaryota, Metazoa, Chordata, Aves, Galliformes, Phasianidae. The record is from RefSeq and is a predicted model, not a curated record.